This is a messenger RNA of Mycena citricolor, 3263 nucleotides long. The record is from the annotation of a GenBank genome assembly. Lineage: Eukaryota; Fungi; Basidiomycota; Agaricomycetes; Agaricales; Mycenaceae.
GACACACAAUGGGCGAUAGCAGCACCGCCAUUGGAUAUUGACCGACAAUUGAUCACAUCAUACUACUUACUGUCUACUCGCUCCCUGGCACUGCGUGCUCGUUCCUCGAGUGCUCUCCCUCUUCCGAUGAGCCUGCUGCCAGUGGAAAUAUGGGACAUGAUAAUUCAAAACGUGCCCCAACAUCAUCGGCCUACGUUACUCGGAGUAUCUCGGCUGUUCCAUGAGAUUGCCCUUCGCUCCGUUUUCUCAACAGUCAAGAUCUUCCUGGUCCAUGGCGAGCCUGGCCUCUUGAUGUUGAAUACUGAGAGCGAGCGAUACGUUGAGGAUGUAUCUGACCACCGCUUCAACGAGUCCUGGGAUAUCCUGCACUGUAUCAUCACCGACCCCCUUUUUGCGAGUGUGGUUCGGACAAUGAGUGUCCAUGCGUUUACGGAUGGACCUGCCAUCUUCGAACAAAGAACUGUGGCUCAAGCUCUCCGUGCAAUGCCUCAUCUGCAAUCUUUCCACUACUUCGGUGAUUGCCCUGACGUGUCGGCCAUUGUAUCUGCAUUACCUGAAAAACUCGAGAGGUUACGCAUUCAAUUUACACCAUCAUCGAGCCUGUUCGGCGAACUAUCCAACCUACGCAACUUUCAGCCAGCCAUUCCCUUCGGUUACGUUCAGGAUCAGCAAGUAGACGGAAUCUUCUCAGAGUGGAAUUAUGGAUUUGGGCGAGCUGAAGACGCGAUGGAGAUCGUGAACGGGUCGCCAAAUAUCGGGGAAGUCACCCUUCUGCCUGACCAUCUGCCCUUGCUCUCAGUUCGAGUCUGUCACAUGCUCACGACUUUGGACAUCUGUGUGCCCCAGGGCUACGGAGAACUUGUCGGACUGGAACUCGUCUUCCGGCACGCCGUCGCAUUAACUUCGCUGUCGUUGGUGGGCUACAUGGAACCGCAGGCCUUCGAGGUGAUCCCUCGGGAUGCCUCUGCCCUGCCGUCUCUCACUUCCUUUCGGUUAUCCUGUGAGUCCUGGGAUCCUGACUCCACGACGCUCAAUCUUCCGUACAUAUCGGACUUUCUCGAGAGCCGCCAGUCAUUGCGCCGAUUAUACCUUCGCCUGCCGGACAUCCGAGUGUCGUUGGCACUGGGCGUUUUCGCCACAAUAUCAAAAAUGAGAGGAUUGCAGGUCCUCGGAUUCCAUGUAGGAUGCUUGGAAACUUUCGAUGGGCAAUGUGCAGAGCUCCUCGCCAGCGGGCUAUCGCUCAAACUGACCGCUCUGCAACUCGUUUUGCCCUGGCGAGGAGAUCUGCAUCUCAAGAUGUGGACCCCGAUCUUGUGUCCAACCGCUUACCCUAUGGUCGGGAUGUUCGAACGCCCCAGCGUCCCACUCCCUCCGACGCCGUACCACAUCGAUCUGCUUCCGUUCAGUCGGCCGGGAGAAACCAUCGCCAUGCGCAAAGAAUCCGGUGUGCCAUCGAACGCGUCGAGGCGCGCCUCGACGAAGAACGGCUCAAGGCUCACGCCAUCGUCCACAUGGGCUCCAAAUUUCCUGUCGCUUGAUAGACGGGUUCUCCGUCCACCAUCUGAUCCUUCCACUCCAAGGCGCCGAAAUGCUCGCAAGACACAGCAUAGACCGCGUUGGCGAGAAGAUCGGGCCGUUCUGCCAUCCAGAGCGAUUCGUUGAGGUGAUGCCCGGACAUGUGUCCAGUCGUGACCACGAAGCUAUUCAAUUGCGGCUUCAAUGUGGCGAAAUACUCGGCCAUGGUCAACAACAGGAUCGGUCCGUUUUCUUCGAUGAUCGACGGUCCGUCGCCUAGGGGGGAGUAGAAUGAUUGUUGCAUUCGUGUUCGCGGUGCCGUUGAGAUGGCCGAUCACCGUCUGAGUUGGGGAGAAGGUACUCGGCGCAUAGAGCACGAGAUCUGCGGUGAGGACUUGAUCGUCCCGGAGCAAGCCGCGAAUCAUCUCGCCCGUGGAAUUUCCGACGUAGAGCGCCGGCACGUCAAAAAGCUCCGUAGCUCCGGGCGCACCGUCGUCCGGAAGGAACUGCAAAGCCGCAUCCUCGUCUGACGUGUGGACCCAGGACGAGAUCGCCCCGACGACACCCAUCUCGCGGAGGGCAGUCCAGUUGAGUGUCUUCGCCGAUUGCCAAUGGGGGUUAGUCAGGUUUCCUAGCUGUGGAGUCCCAGCGGCCCCAAUAUCCCGUGAUGUCCUGCAGCGUGUUGGCACCUGGCGCUUCUGAGUGCCACAAAUUCGACGUACCCGAGCAACUGAUAGCCAGGUUCCGAAUAAUUGUGCGUCGGGCUCGGGUUGUCAAAGAAGAUGAUCGCGCCGCUCGGGGGAAACCUCGUCAAGUUGAGUGUGCUCGGGUCGGCAUCCAUGUUUGGGAACAUUCCAAAGGUCCCGGCGUCCAUGACGGGUGCGGUGAUGCCCCUCAGUCCGCUGUUUCCCGAGUACGGCCAGUAUCCGGUGGUGGGGAUUCCCAAUUUGGUCCCGUUCUUGAGCGUGAAGCUCAGAGACCACCAUUGGGCAUCCCAUCUAGAUUAUGGUGUAGUUCAGAGUGUCGACCUCGAGCCCCGCAAUGAUCAUCGAAUUGGCCACCAGUGCAGUCAAGGUAUUCUGGUUGUCAUUUCCAGCUAUUCAGAUGAGCAUCACCCAGAAAAUGGACAAAGGACGGGACGGACUCCAUCGCGGGCCUCGGAGAUUCGUCUGGAAUAAACGGUCUGUGAGGAGUUGCUGCUCGGCCUGGCCCAAGAAAUCAGGGGUGGCGGUAGCGAGACCGCUCGCACACAGGAAGAGAAAGCCGGCAGCGGGUGUUUUCAUUUCGGGCUGGGCGGCUGGACGUUCACGGAACUCAUCACAAGACCCUUGCGUUUAAAUAUCGCUCCUCGAAUGCAAGGCCAGUUAUGGUAAGUACAUUCUGACAGGCCUGACCUUUCAUCAUGAUUCUGGACUUGAAUAACCUCUCGUGCGAGUAAAGUCGUCGCAGAGAUGGAGUCAAUGCAGUUGUUGGUGCAUCAGCCCACGUUCGGAACCGCGGGAGCGAGUUGCUCUCGGUCGCUUUAUGUCGUUUUCAUCUCGCCCGAAACUCGUGUCAACUCCUGGUCGCUGCGAAUGCUACGGAGACGGAGGAGACAAGUUUAUUUUGAGGAUGUCUCGGGGCCUGUCACCUGACAGCACCUGACCGUGCCGGUACGAGGACAUGUCAUAUUAUUAGACACACGCAGUGCCACUUUUGCUUGGUCCGUGUGCGUAUAUACGCCCAUUGAGCUGACGGCGAUGAUGUAU